Molecule: messenger RNA, 1819 nt
Organism: Glycine soja
Lineage: Eukaryota; Viridiplantae; Streptophyta; Magnoliopsida; Fabales; Fabaceae
Product: protein JASON-like
Exons: 7
Coding region: 122-1453 (443 amino acids)
Biological process (GO): male meiosis II
Source: RefSeq, a predicted model, not a curated record
ACUUCAAAAUUCAAAUUCGACUCUCAGGGACGGAGGCACCUCACUGCGCCAGACACUUCUCUCUCUCUCUCUCUCUCGAUUCUCAACUGAAUUCCAAGUUAAGGUUUCUGAAUUCCCUGAUAUGCUGAGGAGCGUGUUAGGGUUCAUGAUCCGUUUCUUCUUCCGAUCCUUCACCAAAGCGAUGGGCUGCUUCUUCGCGUGCUUCAGGAUCAGAGACAAUCGCCGCACAAACACAUCGCAAUUGAUUACCUCCUCCACUCAAUCCACCGGUGUUGUGGUAUCUCGAAAUCGCUCGUCUUCUUUAUUAUCUGAAGAAGAGAGAGAUGAUUCUGCGAGGAUUGAUGGUGUUGGGUUUGAGGGAGAUUUCCAGGGGCUUAAGGAUGAGGCUAAGUUUCUUAAAGCUUGUGGGACCUUAGCAGGAACACCUGCUGAAAUUCGUAAAGCAUCUGAGAAGUUGAAAUCACUUGCUCCUGAUAAAGAUUCAGACCCUUCAAGAUUUCAUUCUUGGCUUCCUAACACGUCUGUGGAGAAACUGCAGCUGGAUGUCCAACCAUUUGAUCCACCAACUCCCAUAAAUCUUUGCCAAAAAUUGGGAAAUAGCAUGGAUUCAUUUGAGCACACACCAAGCAGCCGUAUCUCCAAAGCACAAGAUACUGAAGAUGACUCUGUUGACUAUAUGGAAAAAAAUUGGUCAGGGAACCUUCAUACGGCGGAUAGGUCUGAAAGGAAUGCAGCUUUGGUUUCACCUUUGCUAGCCACAUAUACUCAGAGAAAGAACAAGUCUGUUCGUUUUGAAAGUGAAACUGACUUGGCAACCUAUGGAAGCUCAUCAGAUGAUUGGCAUAUGAAGGAAAACAAGUCACCAAAUAGCCAAAGUGCAUAUAAACCAUCUCCUUAUCCUACCCCGUUGAAGUUAUUUGACGAGAUGCAAACACCAGGAACUGUGUACCCUGCAUCAUUAGAAGAGUUACGUACGGGUAAGGCUCAAGUUCGGUCCCAGUUUGUCUAUCCAACUAACAAACCAGGUGAUAAUGUCUUCUGGUGCAAAAUACUCGAGGAGAGAGAUUUUAACCUUGAAGAAGAUUCAAGUGACCUGAGUGAUUUGGUUGAGAAAGCUCAAAAUGAAACUCCUACCCCAGAAAAAGGGUCCAAGAAAUUUUCAAAAGAAAAUGACGAUGAGGUCAAAUCAAAUUUGUCUGCUAGAAUAAGUCCUGUGUCAACCAUCAAGGAGCAUUCGCCUAUGCCAUUUAAGUGGUGGUAUGACAAUGGCAUCCCGAAUUCAACAACUAAGUACAAGGAGGACCAGAAAGUAAAAUGGCAUGCAACCCCAUUUGAAGAGAGGCUGGAUAAGGCACUGUCUGAGAAUUUUAUAUCUCAAAGGAAGCUUGUUUGUGGGAAACCAGUGGAAUUUGAUGAGAUUGAAGAAAGUGAUACUACAUUAUCUCAGCUAUAGUCGGAGACUCAUUUGCUGCCUGUGGUGGCUUUUUGAUAUCUGUAUAUGUCCAUCCCAUCCCGUUGUAGUCACUUAUAUGGGAAGUAAUUCAAUAUUCUGGAAACUAAGUACGAAUAAACAUCAUUCAGCAUGCUGGUUGCUUUGUAUCAGCAGUUGAUUAUACAAAUUUUGCAGUACCAUAGAACUAUAUAUAUGCGUAAGAAGUGAGGAAAAUUUUCAUUCACAGGAGGAAAGUGAUAGAACUGAAUGGUUUUGGAUAAGAACGGUAGGAAGCUUAGAUCUGUACAGUCAGAUUUCUUUCAUGAUUUCUUCUCAUGAGAAGCUUCUGAUCAUUCUGUGAAUAAAUUGAUAUUUGUUAGUCGUGGA